CGCCACGGUGCGAGGGCGCCCCGCGGGAGCGGCGCGCGCAUGCGCAGCAUUCCAACCAGCAGACGACAUUUCUAUUCGCGGGCCGGCGAGCGGGUGUUCAGUUACCGGCGGAGCUGCACGAGGCGUGUGUCGUGCGGUUGUUCUCCGACAAGUGUCCGCGUCUGUUCUCUGUCCCUGCACCAGCGAGCCAUGGCGCAGCUCAUCACCGCGAAGCUCUCCCGCUUCGACGCGGCCCCGUGGGGGUUCCGUCUGCAGGGCGGCAAAGACUUCGGCACGCCACUCCUCAUUCAGAAGGUGAACGGUGGCAGCCUCGCCGAGAAGGCCGGUCUUCUAGCGGGAGACGCGGUGAUACGCGUCAACGGCGUGGACCUCUACGACUUGCGGCAUAAGGACGCCCAGGACGUGAUUGUGCGCUCCGGCAACAACCUGGAGGUCGUCGUGCAGAGGGGCGGCAGCACCUGGAAGCCCGCCGUGACGCCUGUGGGCGCAGCGCCCACCGCGCCCAGGGCCAAGCUGCAGCCCGUCACCAGCACCUCGCUGGCCGCCAACAAGCCUGACGCGCCGCUCAUCGGCGUCGGACACAACCUCACGCCCAAGCCCUUCGGCGCCGCGCAGGUGAACGGCGACGCGCCGGUCAGGUCCAUCGUGAACAAGCAGUACAACUCGCCCGUGGGGCUGUACAGCGAGCAGACCAUCGCCGAGACGCUGUCGGCGCAAGCCGAGGUCCUGGCCGGCGGCGUGCUCGGCGUGAACUUCAAGAAGAACGAGAAGAACUACAACGCGGAGAACAGCGAAGUGUUCAAGAUGGUGCAGGAGAUCGACAAGGAACCUCGUGAGCCCGAGCCAGAGCCCGUGGUGGCGCCGGUGCCUGCAGUGAGCGGCCUGCGUCACGUGUCGGCGCCCGAGUCCACGCCGCCGGCGCCGUGCGGCCAGCAGGACCCCUUCAAGAUCCUGCCGCCCGGCCAGAACAUCUGCGCCGAGUGCGAGCGCCUGAUCGUGGGCGUGUUCGUCCGCAUCAAAGAAAAGAACCUGCACGUGGAGUGCUUCAAGUGCGCCACCUGCGGCACGUCCUUGAAGAACGUCGGCUACUACAGGAUCAACGAGAAGCUGUACUGCGACGUGCACGCCAAGCUGGUCGCCCGACAGACCACGGCCUUCUCCAACCUCGAGCCGGUCACCAUACCUCCGAGUGCGCUUAGCGCCGCCGGCUACAUCAAGGCCGCACUGCCUCCAGCUGCGUCCACUCCUGCCGCCCCGGGCAGCCUGUCGCCCCAGCCGGGCACCCUGGGGCCUCUGCCGUUCCACGCGCCCCGGACUACUCCGUCUCAUGUUACUGCACCGCACUCACCUAUUCAGAAUCCAACAAGUUUUGCUGGUCCAAAGCUUUUCACUGUGCCGCAGAUCUCAACUGCACAUCGUUCGCCAUCAGGCCUGGGCGGCGCGACCUUCCCGAAGGGCGCCAGCCUGGGCGGCGCGGGGCCGCGCGGCGCCAGCUUCGCCGGCUCGACGGCGCCGCGCCGCGGCCAGGGCGUGCUGAACCCCAGUGUGGCCGCGGGCGCCCGCGUGCCCAUGUGCGCGCAUUGCAACGGCCAAGUCAGAGGCCCAUUCAUCUCUGCGCUGGGCAAGAUCUGGUGCCCCGAGCACUUCGUGUGCGUGAAGCCGCACUGCCGCAGGCAGCUUGCGGACAUCGGCUUCGUGGAAGACCACGGUGACCUGUACUGCGAGUACUGCUUCGAGCAGUUCUUGGCCCCCACCUGCAGCAAGUGCAACUCGAAAGUCAAAGGGGAUUGCUUGAAUGCAGUAGGGAAGCACUUCCACCCAGAAUGCUUCUCCUGUACCUACUGCGGGACUUUGUUCAGGAACAACCCAUUCUUCUUGGAGGACGGCCUACCCUACUGUGAAUCAGACUGGAACGAAUUGUUUACAACCAAGUGUUUCGCGUGCGGCUUUCCCAUCGAGGCGGGAGAUCGUUGGGUCGAGGCGCUAAGCAACAACUACCACAGCCAGUGUUUCAACUGCUCGAACUGCAAGAAGAACUUGGAAGGGCAGAGCUUCUACGCCAAGGGAGGCCGACCUUUCUGCAAAGCUCACGCCCGCUGAAUUUCAGUCAACGUCUUCAACUUCCUUGUCCUGUUAUGUUUAAGCACUGAAACUUUUUGUUCGUGUAUAUUUUGUUAUCACGAUAAGCAGACAAAAAAUUAAGGGGAAAAAACGUUAACGUCUAGUAUUAUUUUCAUACAUAUGUACUCUAGGGUAACUAUUUUGAAUCGAAAAGUUACAGAGAUUAUAGAAAUAAAAUGUGUUACCAAAUUUUCAGGUCAGUAAGUAGAGGGUAGUAAGACGAGUUAUUUUAGUCAGCAUGUCCCGACUCUAAAACGUAACAAACGUCAGAAGAAUUCAUUCAGGCACGCCUCGGAGGUAGGCUAUUCUUCAUGCUAAGCCUGUAAGAUAGGCAACUAUUCGUGCUAAGCCUUUUAAGGUAGGCAACACAUCAUUCCCUACUUCUUUAACGUUAAAAUUUAACUACGAAAAGUGCCACGAGGAUGCACAGGAUUUUUUUAAACCAUUCUUUACCGUUGGCUCACGUUACUUGUUCAGUACUUCAAGAUUUAUGAAUGGUAACUUUUUGACGGGCUGUUAAAAAAAACUUAAGUUUCGAACAACCAGCGCAACCUUUCAGCAGUGAGUGCCAUUAAAAUGUAUAUAUUGCUGUUUUGGCUGUGUCAGAACUGUACGAGCCAACCUUCCAGAUGUUCCACGAAUACCCGCAAACGUUUGCAGGCAUUGCAUAACGACAUGUCGAUACUCUCCCAUCUACAAUCCGGAGAAUAUCCACAAAAAUUGCUCGUCUUAGCUAUCUUUAGAUGGAGAAGCUGUGUAUUUUGAUUAAUUUAUGCGAUUGUAAACGUUGUUGAUAUUUUUAGUUUGCAAAUGCACAAUUGUGUAUAAAAAACCGUCAACUGUACCAACGUGUUUUAGAGCUUACAUAUUAAUUUUAUGUGUCUUAAAACUUAAUGUCUUACUUCUUGUUUACACUGAGAAUUUAAAAUGCGUACGCAACACUUGCCAAGAUUAACUUAUUGUUAGUUACCAUGCAAUGAAUUUUUUAUUUAUAUAGUCCUGUAAUUAUAAAACAUUGUUUUUACAUCGUAAAGUAUCUGUAACGGCAUUAUGAUUUAUUUGACUAUUAUGUUAUCACUUAAUUAUAUCUGUUUAAAUAUUCAAGGUCAAUGCUUAUUACUCAUUUCAGUCAAAAAAAAUUGGAUUCUGAACUUUAAGAUAGUAAAAUGAACGUAGCAAUAAUUUCACUUAAAAAAAUUUACCUCCAAAAACAUGUUAGUAAAUUGAACUCUUCUUUUUUAAAAGUUUAAUAACUAAAAUAUUCUGCUUAUACCAAAAAUAAGUUGCUUUUUACUUAAGCUCAUCAUGAAAAAUGUAUUAUAUACCAUAUCUGAAUAUCAUAUCUGCUUUGCUUGUUAACUGUAUUUAGAUGUAAUUAUAUGUUAUAAUUGUUGUAAUUUUGUGUUAUAAUCUAAUUAUUAUUAAUUAUUUGCUUGGCUUCUAGACUGUUUUGUUUCUCUACGAUGAUAGUUAGUUGCUGCUUUUAAUCAAUGAGUCCACUGAAUGAUGCUUAAAUAGUUUCAUAAAAUAAAUAUUGGUGACUUUAUAUUUUAAUCAUGGUUGCAGGCACCACCAAUGCAAAUAAAUAUAAAUGAGUAAAUUCUAUGUAUUGUAUAUAUUAUUAAAAAGUGUAAUGUAUGAUUUGUUUUCAACUAGAAAGGAAAUAUGACUUAUUUUUUUUCAGUCAAGGUACCGAAUUUGUGUACAAGCUGUGACUUAUGUUGGGUACUUAAAACGCAAAGCAUUGAGAGUUAAUGCCAUGCAUCCUAAGAUUAGUUUUCUGAUAUGUUGGUGAUGAUGAAUUUUCUUCAUAAAUUUGACUUAAGGAUCCAAUGAAAAAAGUGUGCCUUUUAAAUGUUACUAAUGUUAAGACUUAGAAAAUAGUUUUAAGAAAGUUUGCAAAAGCAACAUGUUAAUAAUAUUGUUUUGAAAUAUAUUAAAUAUAAUCAGUGCAGAAUAACAAA
Molecule: messenger RNA, 4085 nt
Organism: Bacillus rossius redtenbacheri
Lineage: Eukaryota; Metazoa; Arthropoda; Insecta; Phasmatodea; Bacillidae
Gene: Zasp52
Product: PDZ and LIM domain protein Zasp
Exons: 15
Coding region: 40-2100 (686 amino acids)
Biological process (GO): actin cytoskeleton organization; heart development; muscle structure development
Cellular component (GO): Z disc; filamentous actin; adherens junction
Molecular function (GO): muscle alpha-actinin binding; actin binding
Source: RefSeq, a predicted model, not a curated record